ACGAAGUACGGCAGACAUCAUAUUCGCCGGAUAGAGGGUUUGGUUUUUUAGUUCUAUUACGGAUAUUAAUGCGUAUGCGGCUACCAUUUUAUAGACUGAUAACUAGAAUGAGGAUUGUGUUUCUGGCUGUUUCCUGUUUUGUCUUCGAUGUUUCAUCUGUCAAUGUACUAACAUGGUCGACCACCUCAAACACCUACAAGUGUAACUGUGUCACUGGACAAUAUGGAGGUCACACACCAUGUCUAGAUGGUCAGUGUUCUACAUGGUGGUUUGGUCCUGCCUGCCAGUACCAAAAUCUCCUAAACGACAACUACACAACGGAUGUAAAUAAAAACUUGUAUGAUGGCAGAGACGACACUUGUGUUAGUGCAACGGAUUCGAUUAAUAUAACAUUUAAAAACUCCUACCUGUUUACAUGGUUACGGUUUACUGUUCUAGACGCAGGCAGUAACAAGGACAGCUUUAGCCUAACGUUCAAGAACAACACACCCGACUGGACAAUCCCCUGCAACAAACUAAACACCAACGUAGUCAACAACAGGACAACGGACGUCUGGUGUGAUAUGAACCAAACAACAAAUGCUCUCAAGUUGACAUGGAACAAACCCAUCACAAUUUGUUCGCUCUACAUCAGUGGAGGUCGCAACCUUGCAUAUAAUCAGUCUACAGCUCAAUCUUCAACUUAUCAAGAAAAUGUAACACCAUUUGUUUCCGCGUUGGCUGUAGAUGGUGACAUUGAUGGCGUCUUUACACACAAUUCCUGUACGCACACAUCAGCAGAUGAAAAGAAUGGGGCUCCAUAUUGGAACAUUACGUUUUCUGGGGCAUAUUACAUUAACAGAUGCGUACUUUACAACAGAUGGGAUGACAACGGAGUUCGACUUCGGCAGUUUAAACUUGAAAUGUUGGACGACCAUAAUAAAGUGAUAGCUGAGCACCAUGAUAGAUCAAAUGUUAACCAACCACUUUAUGCUGUAACUACUCCAUCAGUCUUGGUCAAGUCUUUAAGAGUCACUGCAACUUAUGAUAGCGGAUACGGGAAGUUUGUGACAUUGUGUGAAUUCGAAAUAUACGGAGAUUCUAUCUGUGAGUUGGGCAAGUUUGGGCUAGAAUGUGAGAAGACUUGUAACUGUGCUACAGACGAGGCUUGUUUUGUUGCUACUGGAGGAUGUCCUUCUGGCUGUAAGGCUGGGUACUAUGGGGAGGCUUGUGACAGGGCAUGUGUGCCACACACCUGGGGUAUCAGUUGUAACCAAAGCUGUAAUGACCGUUGUAUAGACAACACCUGUAACAGGUUUAAUGGAGACUGUGAUAAAGGAUGUAAAGUCGCUCAUCAGCCGCCGGCUUGUACACAGGCUUGCCAUGAGACGUAUUACGGCACCAACUGCUCACAAAGAUGUAGUCCCAACUGUAACAACAGUCUAUGUCAUCCUGUCAAUGGUCAUUGUUUGUCUUGUUAUGCUGGCAGUGAGGGGGAUUUUUGUGAUCAGCAUUGUCAUGCAACGUAUUACGGCACCAACUGCUCACAAAGAUGUAGUCCCUACUGUACCAACAGUCUAUGUCAUCCUGUCAAUGGUCAUUGUUUAUUUUGUGAUAACGGCAGUGUGGGGGAUUUUUGUGAUCAGCCUUGCCAUGAGACGUAUUACGGCACCAACUGCUCACAAAGAUGUAGUCCCAACUGUAACAACAGUCUAUGUCAUCCUGUCAAUGGUCAUUGUUUGUCUUGUUAUGCUGGCAGUGAGGGGGAUUUUUGUGAUCAGCAUUGUCAUGCAACGUAUUACGGCACCAACUGCUCACAAAGAUGUAGUCCCUACUGUACCAACAGUCUAUGUCAUCCUGUCAAUGGUCAUUGUUUAUUUUGUGAUAACGGCAGUGUGGGGGAUUUUUGUGAUCAGCCUUGCCAUGAGACGUAUUACGGCACCAACUGCUCACAAAGAUGUAGUCCCAACUGUAACAACAGUCUAUGUCAUCCUGUCAAUGGUCAUUGUUUGUCUUGUUAUGCUGGCAGUGAGGGGGAUUUUUGUGAUCAGCCUUGCCAUGAGACGUAUUACGGCACCAACUGCUCACAAAGAUGUAGUCCUAACUGUACCAACAGCCUAUGUCACCCGUUCAAUGGUCAUUGUUUGUCUUGUAAAGAUGGAAGUGAGGGGGAUUUCUGUGAUCAAACAUGUGAUCCCUAUCAUUAUGGAAAACUUUGUGAAUUGAAUUGCUCCAUCAGCUGUUUCCAAUCAAAAUGUGACAGCGUCAGUGGUCAAUGUGAAAAAUGUUAUCCGGGUUCGACAGGAAAAUUUUGUCAAAACGAGAAAGACCAGCCAAAUGAAAGGGCUGAAGGAAUUGGAAUUGGUGUGGCCAUCGGUGUUGUAGUAACUGCCCUUCUGUUUCUAAUUACCGCAGUACUUCUACACCGCAUCAAAAUGUGGUCGUGGAGAAAAAAUGAUAAAAUAAAAGAAGAAAAACAUGAUCAUACUCCGGACUCUAAACUUGAGUCAGAGCAACACAAGAUUUACACCGAGGCAAUCGAAACUGAGGAGGUUAAUUUACAAGUUAACUCAAGCUCAUACGCAAACCACAAUGUUCACACUUACGAUGUGAUUAAUUUACAAGAUGUUGAGAAAUCUGAUUAUCGUGUAUUUAACACGUAAUGUUAAUAUGAAAUAUGAAAUAAAAUAACUUGUAAUAUCGAGCUCUAUGUAAUUAUAGAUGAAUGAGUAAUUGUGUCAAAUUGUAGUUAAAACACCUAUUUGAACAUUUUUUUAAAAAGUUGCGUUGUUGUUUUGACGCUGGAAAAUAAAUAAUUUUCAUGUUUUUGUUUGAUUGUAACUGUUUAUUUUUAUGCAUCGUUUCGAGACGGCUGUACAAAUCCCGACUUUGGAUUGGCUAAUGUACAUUGCA
This is a messenger RNA of Physella acuta, 2892 nucleotides long. Its product is annotated as multiple epidermal growth factor-like domains protein 10. The record is from RefSeq and is a predicted model, not a curated record. Gene Ontology annotation, molecular function: scavenger receptor activity. NCBI's taxonomy places the organism in Eukaryota, Metazoa, Mollusca, Gastropoda, Physidae.